AAAUAGACAAGUGUCUCCACGAAGGGACCAAAAAGUUUGCAAGUUCAAACAACACACAUUUUGAAAAUCUCUCUCUCUCUCUCUCUCUCUGAAACUCCGUUACCGGUCUUCUGUGUGUCUGAGAAACCGAAAAUCUGAUUGCCCGAUUCGCUCUUGAAUGGAAGCUAUUCGAAAGCAAGCCACCAAGCUUCGAGAACAGGUCGCUAGGCAACAACAGGCUGUCCUAAAACAGUUUGGGGCUGGGGGAUAUGGAGGUUCAGAUAACUUAGUCACUGAUGAGGCAGAACUCCAUCAGCAUCAGAAACUUGAAAAGCUUUACAUAUCAACACGUGCUGGAAAGCAUUAUCAAAGGGAUAUUGUUCGUGGUGUAGAAGGAUAUAUUGUCACUGGUUCCAAACAACUUGAAAUAGGAACAAAGUUGUCAGAAGACAGCAGGAAAUAUGGUUCAGAAAAUACAUGUACCAGUGGUAGCACAUUAUCAAGAGCUGCGCUAAAUCAUGGGCGUGCUCGUGCUCAAAUGGAGAAGGAACGUGGGAAUCUGUUGAAAGCUCUUGGUACACAGGUCGCGGAGCCAUUAAGAGCAAUGGUAAUGGGAGCUCCUUUGGAAGAUGCUCGACAUCUUGCUCAGCGUUAUGAUAGAAUGCGACAAGAAGCUGAAGCUCAGGCUAUUGAAGUUGCCAAACGCCAAGCAAAAGUGAGGGAAACACCAGGCAAUUCUGAGAGUAUUAUGAAACUGGAAGCUGCUGAAACAAAGCUACAAGAUCUAAAGGCAAACAUGGCAAUAUUAGGAAAGGAGGCUGCUGCAGCAAUGGCUGCUGUCGAAGCUCAACAACAGAGGUUAACUCUCCAGCGACUUAUAGCAAUGAUCGAAGCAGAACGCACUUAUCACCAAAGGGUCCUUCAGAUACUUGAUCAGCUUGGAGGCGAGAUGAUUUCGGAACGACAGCGGAUUGAAGCAUCUCCUAGUCCAAGCAUGGAUAACACCAUGCCUCCACCUCCAUCAUAUGAAGAAGUUAAUGGCGUAUAUGCUUCUCAAACACAUAAUGGAACAACAGACUCCAUGGGUUACUUUUUAGGGGAGGUCAUGCAUCCAUAUCAAGCUGAAUCUGAUGUGGAGCUAAAUUUGUCAAUUGGUGACUAUGUUGUUGUCCGAAAGGUUUCAAACAAUGGGUGGGCGGAGGGUGAAUGCAAAGGUAAAGCAGGUUGGUUUCCAUUUGGAUACGUCGAAAGAAGGGAUCGUGUUCUCGCAAGCAAGGUGGCCGAAGUGUUCUGAUUUUUCCGUUGGCUUCUUUGCCAGAGGAUUUUGUACGUGUGUAUGUUUUGCUCCAGCAUCCAAGUUGGAUCUUGUGUUGUUGAAAAUAGAAGAAGGUCUAUCAUCACCUACUUUGAUGUGAAAUAGAUGACGACUUUCCCCCUUUGUUUUAUUUAUUGAUAUAAACAUUUAUUUCUACCCCCUUUUUUUUUUCUCUCUUUCUUUCUUUUAGUGCAAAGAUGUCUCUGUUUGUUCAUACUUAUUGAUGAUGAGUGAAGUUCUAUUUUCAUUCUA
This is a messenger RNA of Quercus robur (English oak), 1546 nucleotides long. RefSeq names its product SH3 domain-containing protein 2. Bases 158 to 1273 code for a protein of 371 amino acids. Gene Ontology annotation, molecular function: protein binding. The record is from RefSeq and is a predicted model, not a curated record. The transcript has 10 exons. Lineage: Eukaryota; Viridiplantae; Streptophyta; Magnoliopsida; Fagales; Fagaceae.